ACCACAGACAAGGACAACUUAGUUGACAUGGCGGAAUAAUCAGCUGUUAAUUGCAAUGCUAACGAAUAAGUGGAAUAAUUCUCGUAGGUAUUUCAUAGUUUAGUAGUUUGUGUACUUUUAACUUGAUAUAGUUUCGUAUUAUAGGACGCGUAUGUAUUCUCGUGUGAAUAUUUCAAAAUUUCUUACAAGAAAAAAGGAAUGGCGCGAUGUCCCUUGUCAUCUGUCAGCUUCAUUCAUUCAUCCAUUGUGCAGAAAAAAUGUGACUUGUUCGCUUUGUAAUUUUGUUUUUAUGUAAUAAGUGCUAGUUGAAUAUUAGAUACACCCGUUAUACCAUCCCAAUACGUUUACGCAAGUGUUGAUUACCGUAUUGCAUAAUAAGACCACUCGUACUUACAUCGUAGGGCCUGGUUUAUUGUACCCCAAAAUUAUUCCCUCUACAAAGAGCUUAGUGCGGCGUCGGCAAAUGAAAUAUUUAUUUUUCCUACGCAGUGUUAGUUGAUGUGUUUCGUUUAAUGAAGAUAUAGGGGUGUUUAUAAGGAAGUGAAGUGUGAUCGGAAGUAAGGAUGUCGGGCCGUGUAAGAAAGCAGUCGGACUGCCCUGUGGGGAAGCAGGGUCCGAUGAGGGCGACGCUUCCCGUGUCGUCGGUGAUGAAACAGAGCGGCGGGCUGAAGAAAAACGCGGCCAACAGCCCGACACUGUCGCCGACUAAUGCGUGGAGGCGGAUUUCGCCAGAUCACGCCCUCUCCGGCCAGCGAAGCCCUGGAGCCGUCAACUACAAAGGCAAGGGACGGUUUGGUGCCAGCGUGAUCAGGCGCACAGCGUCCCUAGACACUCUGUAUCACAAAGGGCAAUGGUCCAGAGACUAUUAUCUGCAUGCCGGCCAGUUGCAAGUAGAUAAGUCCACACAAACUGACGAUGGAGGUGGGGCAUCAGGCCGCUCCUCCAGGAGUUCAGAUGAUGACAAACUUGACCGCUUCUUGCGCAGUCGUCUUCAAAGACCACACAAACCUUCUGCAUCCGGAGAUUACUCAAGCCAUUCUAUGAGCACAGCUCUUUGGUCCCGUUUCGGUGGCGGCAGCGUCCCGCUGCGAGCAGCACAGUCGUCAGUGGAAGGUCUCAACCAGGAGAUUGAAAGACUUGUGCUGUAUCCCGCUAGCGGCACGCAAACUCCACACUUAGACCGGCUAAGAGACAAAGUGACUCCGGAAGGACAUCGCGCGCCAUUGGCUGAACUACUCAGGCGCUCCGUCAACACACAGACUCCUCACGAUCUGUGUCACACUGCUCAUUCAUCAGGCGGCAGUGUCUGCUCGUCUCCUGACCUGGACGGGUCUAAACUCGGCACAUCUCCCCAAAUAAAUCGUUUCUUAGCUCGCGAACCUCCUGAUGGUUGUGAAAAGGUAAACCUGAAAGCGGGCGAAGGAGCGUUCUCAGAAUCCGUGUCUGUGAUGAAGCCGACGAUACCGGGCUUCACGCUGCGGCCGUCGCUGGGCUCGGCCUUCCAGCCGCUGCAGCCCGCGCCGCCGCCCUCGCCGCCGCACUGACUCACCGCACUCCGGGCCAGAGGGUUUCUUACUAACCAUACUCGACAUUUCAUUAACAUUGCAUUCAUCUAACCCUCUUAUUAAAUCCUAAGUUAUAGAAAUUGAAAACUAUCAAUUUCUUGUUUUUUGACCUCAUUUUGUUUGGUACAAAUCAAUCGCUUGUAUUGUUAAAGCGAAGGUAGCUCAGCGGUUCAUUUGUAAGAACAAAAUAUAAAAGAAAAUAUUUCCAUAGCAGUGCAAAAUUUCAACAAAAUUUCUUAAGACAGAAAUAACGUGUUAGUGGCAUCCGAAACAUCAGCUAGGUAUUCAAUAAACACGUGUUGUAUCUGUUGUGACAAUAAUGAACAAUAUUUAAUAAAUUGUGACAAAUUACGAUGUCCCUUGAUACAGGAAGUAUUAAAUGUUUGUCAAUUUCCAUCAAAUUCGGAGUGAGAGUAAGAAACAGGAAUGUCCCAAUGUAUUUGAACCGUUUAGACUUGCAAAUAUUUUGCACAAAUUAUGUAUUUUGACAAACAGAGCAACCAAAGCAAUUUAAUCGCAGCAUUAGAUACACUAACGAAGCCAAACUCAUGGCAAAAAUAUUUCGUGUAAUACAAGUAUAUAUUAUGAGUAAGUUCGCCCUGAUAUUAUUUUAACGAAUACAAUAGGUAAUGCAGGAGCUAUUUCUUUAAAAUGUUAGAUAUUUUAGCACUCACCGCUCCAGCUAAUUUGAUUACAUGACUGGAUAUAUAUUUGAUCUCAUUUUAUGUAUUAUUUUAAAAUUAUGUACAUAACACUAUGUUGCAAAUGUAGAAUUUUAAAGUGUUAUAGUAUGAUAAGUGUUUUUUUUAUUAUUCUCAACAUGCAUAAGCUUUUUUAAUUUAAAUCAUUAAAGAUUACUUCGGACCAAAUUUCUGAAAGGGCCAGAUCAUCUUAUUUGUGGUUAUGGAUAUAUCGGUUGCUAGAACGAUUUUCUAAUGCAAAAGAGCUUUAACUUGUGGGAUUUGAUAAAAGAAAAUGUAAGUAAGAAAAUAGACUGAAUUUUUAAACUUUACUCAUACUUUGAUACAGGUAACUUGACAUUAUUUGUUACGUAGUGUACUAUAAAGUGCCUAUCAUAAACUCGCUUACUUGUUCCCUUCAAGUCGACCAGUAUUGCUUUGCGCACACGAGCUGCUUCAUCCGCGAUCUCUCUGUUUAAUGAGUUACGUCAGUAUCUGUAUCAGGUACAUGAGCCAUUGUUCGUAUAACGUUCGUUUAGGGAAAAUUGAACCGCACUCGUUGGGUUUCUCAUUUUGGCCAAAAUGCAUUUUUAUCAUCGAGACUGAUAAUGUAGUAUGUUGACAACUUACACAUAAACAUAGUUAGAUCUGCUUUUGGACAUACGCAAUUAUUUUUUAAACCUUUUUUAAAAUUCGACGGCAAAUAUAUAUUUUGGAUGGCUCACCUUUGGAAUAUAUAUAGUAUUUUAAAUCUUAUCAUUGCUCAAACAAAAUUUUUAUUAGGAGCCACACUUAUGAUAUACGCCGAAUUUGAGAAUGUAACUUAGUGAUUAUAAUAUUUCCAGUUGCUGAUGUAAAUUAGUACCUAUUGAUUAUAUUGGUUAUUCAAUAAACAAAUGUGAUAAUGUAAGUGAAACGGUCGAAUCUGAAUAUUGAUCGUGGCUUGACAACUUUCGAUACUGGCGUGUACUAGUGCUGUUGUAACCAUGUUUUAACAUGCUGCACAAAAGGAACAGUAUCCAUAAGUUGUGAAGAAUUAUCGAAGGUGCUGCGUAGUGACUAUAAGUGUGUACAGACUAACCGACUUGUGACAGAGGAGCAGGGUGUUUGGGAUGCGAUUAUAUUGUGUAAGCAAUCGCAAGUGACGGCUGAAAUCAUUUUCGAAAUGACUGAAUGUGACAAACAAAACCAGUAUCUGACGCUACGAAGAAAAUCGUUUAGAAAUGUACAAAAGUAAUUUCGUCUCAUCCAUUUGUAACAUAUAUAACGAUUGUGUGAUAUGUUUAAAAUUAAAUGUUGUGUAAAUUAUCACUCCGGUCGUUAUCGAUUUGACAUUUUUUAAUAGUGGUUAUUAAAUAUAUUGUGCAAAAACAUUAACAUGGAAGAAGAGCCGAGCCAAUAAUUAAAAUCCGGAUUUCUGUGUAAAAUGUUUCUGAAAUAAGUGCAAUAUAUAGCUGUAAUUUGAAUAAUUAUACAAGCAAACAAUUUGCGAUGUACAUUUUGAGGGUAUCUGUAUAUUGUUUCUUCGUCUUCAUGCCUUUUUGGAUCCACAUUUUCAGUUGCUGUAUCAUCGUCGUGGAAACAUAAUUUCUGUGACGUAAGCUUGAUGAUUAUGUUCGCAUUGCUUCCUAACAGCUUCCAUGUCGCUUCUAGACUCCCCACACUUGGAAUCCAAAACAAUAUUAUGCUUUACUAAUAAUAGACUUAUGUCACAGGUCCAGGUUGUAAUUUAGGAUUUAUAUAAGCCUCUCCCAAUGUCGUUACCUAAUUUAAGGUUUAGUAAGUUUUAGUAAAGGACCCGAAAAAUUAUUAGCUGUUAAUAAAUGUGUGCUAUAAAAUGGUCCCCUUACUGUUUAAUUUAAAGUAAACCACUGGGAUGUGGACAGAGAUUCCUAAAUAAAGAUGUGUGUAGUGAGUACUCCCCAUUCCAAGUGUCGGUACGCGCGCACUUUUCUAAAGGACAUCUUUAUUUACGAACUUGAAAUGUUUUUAAAGUACAUAAAGAUAUUUUUAUAUGUUCAGGGUAGGAGGAGGGUGAGUUGUACCAUAAAAGUAACUUGGCUAGGACCUUAGAUUUGAUAGUUCUUUUAUAGAUGGUUAAUAUUAUUUUAAAGUUUGCUUUUAGAUGAAUGAUAAGUUUGUAAUUUUUAUUAAUACAAUAUUAGAUUAAAAAAAACUAACAUUUAAACUAAACCAAAAGUGCCCAUUGAGAUAAGUUUAUAAUUCAAGCAAGCCUUUUGUUCGGCAUUUUGUUAAAAAAUAAUGUUUAGGCAACAAAAUUAGAAAUUAAGAAAAAUUAUCGAGGAUUGUUGAGUUUUAAGUUAUCUAAAAAUUGUUGAGGUUUAUUGAUAAAAAAAAUCUUUUAGUUUUUUUACAAGUAAUGUUAAACAAAGGGCUUGUUUAGUUAGAGGCAUUAAUUAACAUCAAUAUUAAUAGUAUCUACUUUUAAGUAAUAAUAAGAAUGGUUUUAUUAUAGUUUUGUUUCAGAGAAGAAAUUCUAAUUACUAUUUUUGUUUCCAAUAUUUUAUCACUUUUAUCUGUUUUCACUGUAAUGUAUCUUGCUGUAUUGCAGACAUAUCCAAUAUACAGACUGAUUUAAA
Messenger RNA from Trichoplusia ni (cabbage looper), 4845 nucleotides. RefSeq names its product glucocorticoid-induced transcript 1 protein-like. The record is from RefSeq and is a predicted model, not a curated record. Bases 564 to 1544 code for a protein of 326 amino acids. The transcript is spliced from 7 exons. Lineage: Eukaryota; Metazoa; Arthropoda; Insecta; Lepidoptera; Noctuidae.